Molecule: messenger RNA, 1419 nt
Organism: Ogataea philodendri
Lineage: Eukaryota; Fungi; Ascomycota; Pichiomycetes; Pichiales; Pichiaceae
Exons: 1
Coding region: 1-1419 (472 amino acids)
Biological process (GO): poly(A)+ mRNA export from nucleus
Cellular component (GO): nucleus; cytoplasmic stress granule
Molecular function (GO): RNA helicase activity; ATP binding; RNA binding
Source: RefSeq, a predicted model, not a curated record
AUGUCAUCGGACAAGAUGGACGCCGCGUCCCUGAUCUCGAGAUUGAACCUCAACAAGGAGGACAAGGGCGACAGAGAGGUCACGAAGGAUGAGAUUGAACAGCCGGCCGUCAAAGAGCCUGUCGAAGAGAAGACACAGCCAGAGCCAGCCGAGAAACCUCAGAGCUCUCUCGUGGACUCAACGUACGAGGUGAAGGUGAAACUUGCUGACUUGCAAGCCGACCCAAACUCGCCGCUGUACUCAGUGAAGUCGUUCGAGGAGCUUGGGCUUCGCGAGGAGCUGCUGAAGGGUCUUUACGCCAUGAAGUUCUCCAAGCCUUCCAAGAUCCAGGAGAAGGCUCUUCCUCUUCUUAUCCAGAACCCACCGCGCAACAUGAUUGGACAGUCGCAGUCGGGAACGGGUAAAACCGCUGCUUUUUCGCUGGCCAUGCUCACCAGGGUCGACGAAAACAACCCUGCCGUGCAGGCAUUGUGCCUGUCUCCAGCCAGGGAGCUGGCCAGACAAACCGAGGAAGUUGUUUCUCAGAUGAGCAAAUACACCAAGGUCAAGGUCAAGUUGGUUGUCCCUGGUGCUCUGCAGAGAGACGAGUCGGUCAAUGCGCAGAUCGUCAUUGCCACACCAGGUGUUAUUUUGGAUCUGAUCAGAAGAAAAAAGAUCGACUUGAAGAAUCUCAAGGUGUUCGUUUUGGACGAGGCCGACAAUAUGCUCGAUAUGCAAGGACUUUCAGACCAGUGUGUGCGUGUGAAGAAGGCGAUCCCCAAGACCACUCAGCUGGUUCUGUUUUCUGCUACGUUCCCAGACGACGUGCGGAAGUACUCUGAAACUUUUGUUCCGCAUGCCAACUCUUUGGAGCUUAAGCAAGAGGAGCUGAAUGUGGACGCCAUUAAACAAUUGUACAUGGAUUGCGAUUCGGAGCAGCACAAGUUCGAGGUGCUUUGCGAGCUGUACGGACUGCUGACCAUUGCGUCGUCUAUUAUUUUUGUCCAGACCAAGGACACGGCUUCGAAACUGUACACUAGAAUGAAGAAAGAGGGACACGCGGUCUCAAUUUUGCAUGGAGACUUGCAACCGGCAGAGAGAGAUAGACUGAUCGACGAUUUCAGAGAGGGAAGAUCCAAGGUACUCAUCACUACGAACGUUCUUGCUAGAGGCAUUGACAUUCCGUCUGUUUCAAUGGUGGUGAACUACGACAUUCCUCUGGACAAAAAAGGAAAUCCAGAUCCAUCCACCUACCUGCACAGAAUCGGUAGAACAGGAAGAUUUGGUAGAACUGGUGUGUCAAUUUCUUUGAUCCACGACAAGAAGUCCUACCAGGACUUGGAGACCAUUCGUGCCUACUUCGGUGGCAUUGAGAUGACAAGAUUGCCAACAGACGACUGGGAUGAGGUCGAGGAGAUCGUCAAAAAGGUUAUUAAAUAA